This is a messenger RNA of Closterium sp. Naga37s-1, 822 nucleotides long. NCBI's taxonomy places the organism in Eukaryota, Viridiplantae, Streptophyta, Zygnematophyceae, Desmidiales, Closteriaceae. The record is from the annotation of a GenBank genome assembly.
AUGAUUGGGCGAGAGGAAGCAGCGGCGACAGUGGAGGUGGGGAGAGGGGGGGGGGGCGGAAGAGGGUGUGACAGCGGUGGCAGUAGGAGGGCAGCUGCGGAGGUUGAGCUCUGCCUGGAGGAGGAAGGCAGAGACACGAGAGAACGACCACUGGUCGGCAGGGCGCUCACCAUACAAAGUGAGAGGGGUGGUGAGAGGGGUGGUGAGAGGGGAGGUGAGAGGGGUGGUGAGAGGGGUGGUGAGAGGGGUGGUGAGAGGGGUGGUGAGAGGGGUGGUGAGAGGGGUGGUGAGAGGGGUGGUGAGAGGGGUGGUGAGAGGGGUGGUGAGAGGGGUGGUGAGAGGGGUGGUGAGAGGGGUGGUGAGAGGGGUGGUGAGAGGGGUGGUGAGAGGGGUGGUGAGAGGGGUGGUGAGAGGGGUGGUGAGAGGGGUGGUGAGAGGGGUGGUGAGAGGGGUGGUGAGAGGGGUGGUGAGAGGGGUGGUGAGAGGGGUGGUGAGAGGGGUGGUGAGGAAUGGUGCAUGCAGCCAUUCCGUUCAUUUAGGAAUGGCACUGAUAGGAGUCUGCGACUGGAAGCGCUUGGUAAGAUAGCCGAGAAGGUCCUUGGCAUAGCGGAUGUGCGAGCACUGAGGGAGAAGAGUUGGAGGGAGGCUGGCAAGGAUGACCUGACAGGCACGUGCGUUGGCAACAUGCCAGUCAGCGAGAAGGUCAGAGUGAGAUGGAGCAGAGGAAAUGGGCGUAGACGUAGAGCGAGGAGAAGGGGCAGCGAGGUGCUCAGUGAGGCGCUUGCGGGUGCUCUCGAGGGACUCAGCAAGAAUACGAGCUAA